Drosophila willistoni is the source of this 2896-nucleotide messenger RNA. RefSeq names its product 25S rRNA (cytosine-C(5))-methyltransferase nop2. The record is from RefSeq and is a predicted model, not a curated record. Gene Ontology annotation, molecular function: rRNA (cytosine-C5-)-methyltransferase activity; RNA binding. The coding region runs from base 96 to 2756 and encodes 886 amino acids. Gene Ontology annotation, cellular component: nucleolus. The transcript has 2 exons. NCBI's taxonomy places the organism in Eukaryota, Metazoa, Arthropoda, Insecta, Diptera, Drosophilidae. Gene Ontology annotation, biological process: rRNA base methylation; maturation of LSU-rRNA.
CCGCCUUACCAUCUCUAUCCUAAGCGCACGUGGAAUAUUGCGCUCACGUUUUUAGUUGUUUAAUUUUAAAUUUUUGACAUUUAAUUUAAUAUAAAAUGGGCCGAAAAGCUGAAUAUAGUGAGAAGGAAAAGAAGGGACCUGGACGCAAAGCCCGUAAGCAAGGUCCACCAACUUUUCGCAAGCCGACUUUUGCUCCACAGGAGGAGGAGGAUAAAAAGUUGACGCAUCGUCAGAAGCAACGUUUUGUGAAGCGUGAGCAAAAGAAAGUAGUGCAAAAGGCCAGGCUGCAAGAGAAGAGGGCAAAAGGACAACAGCCACAGUCUCGCGGGCAAAAGAAAUACAAUAGUGACAGUGAACCAGAAGAUGAGGAAAUCGAGGAGCAGGUGGCUUCCUCAGAUGAGGAAGUGCCACAGUUGGUACCGGCUACAGGUUAUACGGAUGACAAUGAUGAUUGGCUGAAACCCAAAAAGAAGCAACAAAAAAAGGCAGCAGAACCGGAAUCUGAAGAGGAGUCCGACGAAGAAGAAGAUGAGAAGGAGUCCGGAGAAGAGGAGGGGUCUGAGGAGGAAGCUGUAGAGGGAUCCGAGCAAGAAGAAUCCGAAGAUGAGUCUGAUGAUGCCCAAGUCGGUAAUCUUGAUGAUCUCGAUGACGAUGAAGAUGAUGAUGCAAACUCCGAUGAUGAUUUUGAUGUGUCAGGAGAUGAAGAAGCUGACAGCAAUGACGAUGAUGAUGAAGAGGAUGAGGAUGACGAUAAACUGCCCAUAGAGCGAGCAAACAAAAAGCUAAAGAAACGCCAAGCUGAAGAGGAUAAACUGGCUGACGAUGAGUUCCAAAUGACAGUUGAUCAACAGGAGAUCUUUCAGUUACCCUCGCCAGAAGACGACGAGGAGAAGGAUCUUACUAUCCAGGAAGUCAUGCAGCGAAUUAAAGAUGUCACUUUGGUUUUAUCAGAUUUUAAAAAAUAUCGUCAAGCCGAUCGCGCGAGAAGUGAAUAUAUUGAUCUCCUACGACACGAUCUUUGCCUCUACUAUAGCUACAAUGAAUUCCUAAUGGAGAAGCUAAUGGAUAUGUUCCCAUUAAACGAACUAAUGGAAUAUUUAGAAGCAUCCGAAGUGGCUCGUCCUUUGACCAUACGCACGAAUUCUUUGAAGACGCGUCGUCGUGAUCUGGCUGGAGCUUUGAUCAAUCGGGGCGUGAAUCUAGAUCCCUUGGGCAAAUGGACUAAAGUCGGUCUGGUGGUGUUCAAUUCUCAAGUGCCUCUGGGCGCUACUCCUGAGUAUUUGGCUGGUCAUUAUAUGAUUCAAGGAGCAUCUUCCAUGUUGCCCGUAAUGGCCUUGGCUCCCCAGGAAAAUGAACGUAUAUUGGAUAUGUGUUCGGCUCCAGGAGGCAAGGGAUCACAUAUUGCAGCCAUUAUGAAGAAUACUGGAGUUCUGUUUGCCAACGAUUCGAAUCGCGACCGUAUUAAGGCCAUUGUGGCCAAUUUCCAUCGUUUGGGCAUUGUCAAUGCGGUUGUCAGCUGUGAGGAUGGUACUAAAUUCCGUAAUAUAAUGACCGGAUUCGAUCGAGUCCUGCUGGACGCGCCGUGCACAGGAACCGGUGUGGUAUCCAAAGAUCCCAGUGUCAAGACUACCAAAUCGGAUGUCGAUGUUCAGCGUUGUUACAAUCUCCAGAGGAAGCUAUUGCUCACUGCCAUCGAUUGCGUCGAUGCCAAAUCAUCUAGUGGUGGCUAUAUAGUUUACUCCACCUGCUCGGUUCUGCCCGAAGAAAAUGAAUGGGUCAUCGAUUAUGCGUUGAAGAAGAGGAAUGUCAAAUUGGUUCCUACUGGACUGGACUUUGGUGUGGAGGGAUUUGUCAACUUCCGGCAACAUCGAUUCCAUCCAAGCUUAAAUCUUACCAGACGUUAUUAUCCUCAUACACAUAAUAUGGAUGGUUUCUAUGUGGCCAAAUUGAAGAAGUUCUCCAAUACCAUACCCAUAACCAAGGAGCAGCAGGAGGAAGAUGAAAAGCAAUUAGAUCAGGCCAUCGAAAAUGAGACAGAAGAAAACAAAUCAGAGGAGAAGGAGGUCAAAGAAAAGGCGGAGCUUCCAGAGGGAGAAGUUUCCCAGAAGGGAGGCAAACGAGCCGGCAAACCUCUCCUUACCGAAGUGGAAUUGGACUUGAAGAAGAAGAAGUUGGAACAGAGUAAAUCGAAAUAUGUGGCCAAGGUGUUUGAGAAACCCGUCAAGGUAAAUAAGAAACCGAAACCGGAUGCAGAACAAAAGGAUGAAAAUGAACCACAAACGAAGAAGGCCAAGAAGCAACAACAAGCUGAGAAAAACGAUAAAAAGCCCCAACAAGCAGAGAAGAAUGAUAAAAAACCACAACAAGCUGAGAAGAACAACAAGAAGCCACCUCAAGCAGACAAAAAGGCAAAAAAACAAUUAACGGAACAGGAAAAGAAGCCAAUAAACGGUGAAACAACGUCACAGAAAACUCAAUUAAAUGGCCAAAAGAAAGUACAGAAAAAGGCUCAAGAAACAACACAAACAAAUGGCAUAGAAAAACUUCAAAAACAGCAGCAAAAACCACCGGCAAAAGUCAACAAAAAUGAGGGGAAACAAUCGCAAAAGUUAGCAAAGGCUCCACGUGUGCCCAUUGAUGAAGUGCCUCUGCUGGAGGGCAAACCCAUCAAGAAGGAAAAUAAACUUAAGCAAAAAUCCAAACAAUUGGGACAAUUGAAAAAAUCAAAAACCGGCGCCAAUGCCAGUAAAAAGUAAAAAUUUAAAAAGUAAAAAAGAAAAUGUUAAAAACCAACAAUUUUGUUUAAGUAGAUUUUAAGAUCACAGUGUGAAGAACGAAACGAUCAUCAUAUUAAAUGAUUUUUACUGUAUUUUAUGCAAAACAAAACAAAAAAAAA